AUCUAGUGUACAGUAGUUGUUACCACCAUUACAAUACAACACAUUCUCUGUAUCUUAUACUAUUUCUCUCUCUCUCUCUCAAACAAAACAAAACCAAACCCAAAGCCAAAAUUUUUCACUUUGCAGUUUCCACCUUCUCGGCUUCCACCACCCUUUCGGCAUGGCGCACCACCCUUCCCAACAUCGGAACUUGGACGCUCCAAAAUCCAAACCUACAACCCCAAACUCAGAUCUCAUCCAAACCUAUAAACCCUCUUUUCUGGUAAAACACAUGUCAAGCCUAAACUUGGCUCAAACCCACAAAACUCGUCCACCCCACAAACACUCUCCUCUUGUCGACACCAACUUGCAGGGGAAGCCCAUGACAACCUCUGCCAUGGUCGUCCCAGAGAGAGAGAGUGAUGUUGUUGUGGCUGUGAAGAGAACCCACAAAGAGAAGUCCCAAAAGCGUAGUUUGGAAUUGGAAAGGAGGAAACUUGGUGAUUCUAAUGAUAAGGGUGUGGUUGAGGAUGCUAAGGUUGAAAAGAAGAAACCUGGUUUGGAGAAACAUGAUGGCGUUGAGAGAAUCUCUUUGUCUCUUGCUCCGGGUGGCGGCGGUGGGGGCAGAAGGAGAUCCUUCUGUGGGUCACAGGCUGAUUUAAGAGAUGUCUUUGCACUCAAUGGGGCGAAAAUGGUUUCUGUUGAUAUGCCACCGUUUAUGCAGAUCCACGCCGUGAAUUGUGCCAGAAAUGCUUUGGAUAGCAUGGAGAAGUUCACAUCCAAGACCCUUGCACUCUCCCUCAAAAAGGAAUUUGAUGGAGUGUAUGGGCCGGCAUGGCACUGUAUUGUGGGGACUAGUUUUGGGUCUUUUGUGACCCAUUCCGUUGGAGGGUUUCUAUAUUUCUCCAUGGAUCAAAAACUAUACAUUCUCUUAUUUAAAACUGCAGUACAAAAAGCAGGUUGAAGGAGGUUAAGUCUGCAAUGGAAGAAAGAAUUUUUGGAUACACUUAUUUUACAGAGAAAAGGCUUAGAGUAACAGCAGCUGCAGCCUCUGUACAUUGCUUCAGUUUCAAAUACUAUACCCCCCUUUGUUUCACUUUAACUCUACCUCAGUGGUUCUAAAGAUGUUAAUGCCGUGUAACAAAUGGAGCUAAUGGAAGAGAAGAAAAGAUCAACUUACAAGUCUGGAACCCCCAAUGUUGUUGUGUAUCAAUCUUUUUGACUGAAAUCAAUUUCUGUUGUACAAUUAUUGAAAUUCUAAUUUUUAAAUUGUUUCAUACAUUUCUAAUUGUAUCUACAAAAUAUGAUGCGGACAUUUUAUAUUCUUAA
This is a messenger RNA of Vigna angularis (adzuki bean), 1308 nucleotides long. RefSeq lists its product as uncharacterized. The transcript is spliced from 2 exons. NCBI's taxonomy places the organism in Eukaryota, Viridiplantae, Streptophyta, Magnoliopsida, Fabales, Fabaceae. Gene Ontology annotation, cellular component: dynein complex. The record is from RefSeq and is a predicted model, not a curated record. Gene Ontology annotation, molecular function: dynein intermediate chain binding; dynein light intermediate chain binding. The coding region runs from base 161 to 943 and encodes 260 amino acids. Gene Ontology annotation, biological process: microtubule-based process.